Temnothorax curvispinosus is the source of this 8170-nucleotide messenger RNA. RefSeq lists its product as uncharacterized. The transcript has a single exon. Lineage: Eukaryota; Metazoa; Arthropoda; Insecta; Hymenoptera; Formicidae. The record is from RefSeq and is a predicted model, not a curated record. The annotation marks the transcript as partial.
GAAUGCGAGUUGAGGGACGAGCUGUGGUUCAUCGAGUUCGGUCGCGGAGCAGCGCUGCCGUUGACCCCGGAGGAAGCACCGGUGGACGGGGAGCCGGUGGUGCCUUGCGCCCAGGGUCGCAUCGUCGUUGAGACCGCGAGGCCGGCACCGCCACAUUUCGCUACCUGCUCCACCUAUCGCAGACCUCUGUUCAGUCGCACAUCGAACGAGGUGUCGAUCAGCGAUACAGCACCGUCGUCGAGUGGUACGGAGCAGAGUCAGUCGGAGCAGCAGCAACAGCAACAGCAGCAGCCACAGCAGACCGUUGGCGGCAAAGGCGCCGUCAGCAAGGGCGCGCCGCAGAGUCCCGCUUCGAGACCGGAGGACCUCGGCGUGACACCCUGGUACCUGGAGGAUUAUCCGACCACCGAUACUUCGCCGGGACCGAUAGGCGAUAGGAGCUCGUAUCCCUCGUACUCGUACGCCGAUGGCAGGGACGGCAGGCCGGAUCUAAAUUCGACGAGGAACAGCAGCAUCGAGAGCGAAUUCCCGAAGCCGGCGGUGUCGAUGCCGCGGAAGGCUUGUAUGGAUCUGAAGACCGCGAUGGCGCUAUUGGAUGAAACCUGCCCGAAUGUGGAACCAAGCCCGUCUCUCACCCCAAGAACGCCCAGAACGCCGCUCACGCCGUACGCGACGCGGAGCAAGCGGGCCCGUUCCAAGAGCAGCGACAAUUCGUCGAAUUACAGCAACGAUCGGUUGAGCGAUCGCUCGUUCGAGGUCAAAGAUAAGGAAAAGAAGAGGCCGUUCCUCUGGAAGAUUGGCAUCUCGAAAACGGAGGACCGGCCGUUCCUGGCGAAACUGGCGCCGAGGAUCAUCGGCAAGCCUUAUCUGGAGAAAAUCGGGCCCAGCAAAGCCGUCGAGAGACCGUUCCUGGAUAAGAUCGGUUCGUCCAAGACUCUGGACAAAUUCAUCUUCGACACACCGCGUAACGAACGCAAGAAUGAACUUAGGACGAGGACGAUGAACGACGCGAUGAAGAACCACGACGGGGCGAAGAAUAACAUCAGGCACGAAAUGAUGGCCAUCGAACAAAUUGCCAUCAAAGAAGACGUUGAAAUACCAGAGGUAACACCCGUUACUCCCCGUCUAGAAGAGGUACAACGCAAACCUGAGGAGACCUCAAAAGUGGCGACGACAACCUUCGACAGAAGACGUUCGGGUAAAGAGUUUCUGCUGAAGAUGUGCUCUUUUGAGACGGAGGAUCUGGAGUCCACUGUACCGUUGAAGGAACGACACGGCAUCUCUCUAGACGAUGCGCUGGACUCAGGUCCGAGCUCGUUGCCGACGGACGCCAACGGCGAUGAGCGAACGGAGUCGCGGUUAGAAUUGGAAAAGCGACCGACCAGCGUAACCGCCGAGUUAUUGAAGUGCCGAGUGACGACGAGCGAGGAGAUCAUAUCCUCCUCUACCACGUGCUUGAACCAUUCGCCGGGUGAGACUAACAGCUGGAACAACUCGCCGCGAAGAGCGCAGCGAACGAGGAAGGAAACGGCCACUAUGAUUCGCCGCAGACUCUUUCAGGGUUCCCACGAAGUCGUUCGUAGCGACGACAGCACGCCGAACUCACCCACGAAGAGGCCCAUCUCAAGUGUUUCUCCUGAUCGCGAAAUCGAGUCCAGGGGUAACGCUCUGGAGAGAGGUACUCUUUCACCGACGAAGACCAGAAAAUCGCUCGUAGAAGAUAUCAAGACGGUCGAGAAUACACGCAGAUCCAUCAAGUACAAUCAGUUCGAAAGACGGGGCAUCUCCUCGGACAAUCUCCUGGCGAAGGACGCUCUUUCAUUUGUCACUGCCGCACGGAAUAUGACCGACAACAUCGGGAAAACGCGGGAGAUCUCUUCGGAAGAUUCGCUGGCGACUCGUCGAGAGUACACGAAGGAGACGUUCAAACAACUGCAGGACAAAUUUAAGCUGCAGGAAAUACCUCUGGAGAGUUACGCGGCUUUCAAACGGCGCACUCAGGCCGCUCCGGGAGCAAUAAGUCGACAAGAAAGACUGAACCUUUUACCAGGCGACCUUGACAUCAUCCCGAAGAUCAUAUCUGGGACAGAGAACGUUGCACCGGCUGACACGAAUGCGAGCGAAACUGCCGUGGAUAAGCGAGAUCAGAGUCAAGAGGGCACGGUGAGGUCCAUUCUGAGAAAACAGCAGGGAAUCGAUCAUCCCGAUCAGGAGUCGGACACGAACUCAUCCAUCAGACGGCCGAAGAGGCGGAUCUUUCACGAACCGUCGCAGGAAACUAUGGAUCUGCUGACGGAACUGCGCAAGGUGAAGAGCUUGUUGAAGACUCCGUCCUGGGAGAAGGAUCUGGAUCUCGAUCAGAAACCGGUGCGGAUGCCGAAGCGUAUUUUACUGACAGACAAGGAAUUCUGUCUCUCGGUGGAGCGGGAAAACAGCGUGCGACGUCCGUCGAGGAUGAUCAACUCGCUGGAGACCACGGAAGAGGGUAAAGUUAUGGCGAAUCGGGAGGACAAAGAGAACAAGGAGUGUAACGAGACGAAAACCAAUCAGAGAUCACCCGGGCCAGCUCUGUUCGAGAAGAAGUGUUUGUCGUUGGACUACGCCGACGAAGAGAAGCCUCAGAAGCCGGAAGCCAGAGCGAUCUCUUUGGCCUCCGCGAGGGACCUGCCGUCCGAAAGCGGGGAGACUGACGAUUAUCCCGACAUGAUUUGCGACUCCAAGAGCUGCUCUUCGAGCGUUUUCAACUCUCCGUCCGAGGAGACAAACAAGAGAGAUCUGGUCGGCGAGCCGACGGAGGAGGAACCACCGAAGAAGCCUACUCAGAAUCAUUGCGCCGAGGUGGAUAUCGCCAUUCCCAUCGAUCAAAAGAUCAACAGUCCCAAAGGAGACGUCCAAGGGCGAACUAGCGAUCUCUACGAGAUCAUAUCGCCCCGAUCGACGCCGUUCCGCGUUAAGAAGCGACUCGGCAAAAUUUCCGUCGAAGAGACCGUCAAGCCGGAGAAUUUCACCCUCGGUUCUAAGGUCGACUGCCGAUCGGUCGUUGCUCAGAAACGGACCAAGUGCUUCCCCUUAUAACGCACGUCGAUCUGCCCGUGGGCGAGAUUCUCAUGGCACUGGCUCGUGUUCGUACCGUAAGGAGAUAGCGUUGCUGAUUCCGUCUCGCCUUAAUUCUUUCUUUCGAUAUCACGUUAAAUACAAGCGCGUUGUAUCGAAUACACAAUUAUUAAUAUGAUAUUUAAACAAAAAAAGAAAUUGAAGCAAAAUGUUGUAAAUGCUAAAAACUUUAGAUAUCUAAUCUGCAGUUUUUAUUCAUAAUUAGCAAAAUUUUAUGCAAAAGAUACUUAUUCUACAUGUUUUCUUUUUUUUUAGAAAAAAUAAAUUAUUUCACACUUGUGACACAAUUUUUAGAAUAUUCUAGAGCACGUUUUAUGAUUGCACUUUUAUAACAAAGAUGAAAAAAGAAUUAUUUAUUUUGAACGAUUACAUAUUAAAAAAUAUUAUACAGCGCAGAGGUGAAAGGAUCAAGUCGAGCGAAUGAUUCAUAAUAACAGUCACGUCUGUCUUCAUUCGGUACGAGCAUUCCUUCUUGAGUUGCUUCUAAGAUCAAACAAAUUAAUAAUUGAAAUCUCGUCAAUAACUCGCCUAGUAGAAAAAAAUGUCUCAAUAAAUUCGCGUUAAACGGAUAUUUUUCUGAUAUGAUGCUCGUCUUAAGAUGACUUUGUACACUAUCGCUAUUAGUUUUUAAUUAAGUCGAAAUUAAUCGUGAACGGCGGUAGAAAUUUCUAGUUCUACUUUGUACAACUGAAUAUAAUGAUGACAUCUGCUAAUUAACGCUUUUUCUAGCUUUCAAGUUGUUCCUUAUUGCACUUUUGCAGAUUUUUCUGCAAUAUGCUGUCGGAUACACAGCGAACGCAUAGAAAAUACGAUAACAAGUAAAGAGCAGGAAAGGAAAAAUUUGAAAGCACACCAUGGCGAUAGCAGAUGCCAUUUCGUUUCGCUCUAUUGUAUAAUAUCUUUAUAUUACAAAGUAUUACUAAUCUUUUAUUGGUCAAAUGAAAUGACAUCCUCUCGAAAGUAUAACGGACUUCGAUUAUGCGAACCGUUGGGAGACGGAAGAAGAAGAUGAAGAACGAAGAACAACGGAGACAUGUCAUCGUGUGGUUUCGGUAAAAAAUAAACGUCAGCUUAUGAGGAAGAUCUGUCCAGCUUUAGAGCCUAAUUCCGGAGUUUUUGGCGCAACGAAAUUUCGGGACGCGUGCGGAAGCUCCUAUCGAAAUAUUCUAAAGUGUACCCCGACCAUUUUUUACUCGACGUUUUCGAAGAAGGAGAAUGGCUCGAAAUGGAAACGAAAGCUCGAUACGACUGUAGACUUUUUACUCGACGCGCGCGGACGAGAGGGAUCCGGCGAAAAGAGAAACCCUUCUGUCGAGCAGAGAGUGCCUUGUUCAUGUGGAUAUAUAUUAUUUAAACAAAGAGAGAACAAACAUACGCGAAGAAGUUCUAAUCGAUGAUUUAAUUCCGACUGCGCGCCGGAUUUUCUGAAUGGGUCCACGGAGUCGCGCUCUCGUUGAAAGAUAUAUCGCAAUUUCCUCCUUCUCUUGUUUUUCCUGAAAAAUGAUUCUUGCGAUAUUGCGAGAGGAUCAAUUGCGGCUUUUAGAUUUUUUUUAAUACUCACUUGUGUGAUUCUUGCAAAUUUCUAACGAAACCUACACUUUGUAUCUCUGCGAUAAGUCGCCUUUAAAAAUUAGGAGGAAUCUUAUUGUUAGAUCGAAGGGAAAAAGUUUAAGAGAUCUAUCGGUGGAGUUUGGAAGAAUAUUGCGAGCUCGGGAGAGUGCGAUUCCCACGCAGAUGCGUGCGCCUGCCAAGCCUGCUCUUCGUUCGGCGCGGCACUUAACGUUUUAGCGGCAUAAAACUUAUAUUGUAUAAAUAAUGCAGAUUAAUCGCGUUCCUCUUAUAUAAUUUUCUAGAGAUAGUUAGGGUCGACAACGCGCGCACUAAAUUGUCUAUUUCGGAAAGUACAUUUAAAUGUAGAUAAAACGUAUAUAUUAUAUAGUAUACGUAAAGUACGUAAGUACGUAUCAUCGGUACGUAUUUCGGUGAGACAUGUUUGCGCGAUACGGAAUUAAUAAUGUCGGUGUGGAUGCACUCUUACCUCAUAAAUUAGUACUUUCUAAAGCUUAAUAAUCUCUCUCUCCCUCUCUCCCUCUCUCUCUCUCUCUCAUUACUGUACGGUAUAAUAACUGAUAACGUGGUUACUUUAAUUCAUAAAUUUGUCAAAGCGGAGCAUAUAAGAGCGCGCGUUCUAAUCGGAUACAAGCUCUCUUAAAUAACGAGAUUAAAUGCGUUUCGUCUCGAAAUACUAAACCCUCUCGAAGAUCUUCGUACGAUUACGUCCGCGGUAUAAAAGCGCGAAGAUGUCUGUGACGAAACUAUAAAUGCAUCUGGACCGACGUUAUGCACGUAUGCGUUCGGCAAAUAUUAUAGAAAUUAAUACAAGCUGGUAUAUAUCGUACACAUAUAUACAUAUUUAUAUAUGUAUACAUAUAUACCUAUAUAUGCGCGUACUUAAAUAGGUGUAAUUUUAUGGAUAUAACAGCUGGUGAGAUGUGCCAAAGAAAAAUUUAUUGUAUGUUACGAAGAAGUUACUUUUAUAUAUACACGUUGUAUAUAUAUAUACAUAUAUAUAUAUAUAUCUGUGUGUGCGCGCACAGGAAUGCGUGUCUGUGGGUGUAUGUGCGCGCGUCUCUCUGUGCAAUUGCAUUCGUUAUGUGUACAUACAGGUAAUGUGUACACGUGCGUAUGAAGUAAGUAUAUGCAUAUAUGGCUAGGAAUUUACAUAUAUUCUAUGUGCAUACGACCGGGGAUAUGGCACGAGGAUGCACAUAUUUGGAGCACAACUUGUGCGUCGAGGAAGAUCACGAUCCGCUAUUUUCUCUGUGUACGCACUUAAUUUAAUUAAUUCAAAAUGAACGGGGCCCGCUGCUAUCCUUAUCGCAAUCUCAUUUCCCAACUAGCGCACUUGAAUGUCUCGCGCGAUUAAUGUUUUAAUCGUUUAAUGCAACUCCCCGUCUACACCGCAAAUAUAACGGCGUCAUAAAGCGGCAUGAGGUCCUUAAAAAAAAAAAACUAUUGCAACCGUAAUUACUUUUUCCAAUUUACAAAUAGCGCAAAUGUUUGAAUGAAAGGAGAUGUUUUCUCUCGUAUUUGCAAAAUCUAUAACUAACUAUUCUCUUCAUACUUAUCGCGCAAUUCUGACGUUCUUCAUUCUGCCGAGUUUAACAUUUGAAUUUGUCAUAACAAGGAUCGCGAGUAUCCGACUGCCCAUCUUUACUCGAGUCAAUAUAGUCGAGGCUUAUUAGUGGCUCGUGAUCCUCCUUAAUCGUGUAAGACCGCAAUAGUGUACAUAGAUAUUUUCGGCCGGUGCAAUACCAUCAGAUAUAUGGUGAGACAGGGUUCGCUUUGUAAAUCGGAGGGCAAAACUCAUCCACUCUCGUGUAAAAACUUGAUAGAAAAACUCACCCCCCCCCCCCCCCCUCAAAGGCCGCGGCAGCUAUCCGUCCACCCUUUCGGCUGUACACGCGAAAAAGUGAAGAAUGCAAAAUACGUGAAUGCGCACCGUCGUUCUCGUGCGGCGACGACGUGACGAUAAACGGUUAUAUUGUAAUGUUACUAUUGCGACAAAUUUUCGUUCUCGCAGGCGAGAUUUAGCGUUCAAACGCGAACGCGCGAAUUAGUUGCUGUUACGAUUUUAGAAAACGUGCUCCACGCAUGAGAGGAUCGCUCCUCUUGCAUAACUUUUCUUCGAAGUAAUAAUUAAUCAUUUGAACACGAAUGUUUUACCGUUGGUUCCGAGAUAUAACGAUUGAGGAUAUAUUCUAUACACAUAUAUAUACGUAUAUAACUCUGUUCCUACAUAUAAAACUCCGUUUUAAUCGCGGUGAGGGAAGAGGAUGUUACGUCGGCGAUGCGCACCGCCGAGAACGUCAAGUUCGACAAGACGUAAAGAGCGCUACCGAACUGAAAAGAGUUCGGCGAAGUGAGAAAUAGCAGAGAAACGAAAUGUACAAGUUAGUUAAUACUCGAAUCAAUUCUAAACUAACGCGGCGCACGUUUAGAGCGUAGUGAUCGCGUGGCUUGAUUUUCUCAUCAUCGUGUGAAGUAAAAUCUCAGGAUCUAAGGACCGCGGCAAGCCGGAUACGUAUAUAACUGUUACUUAAGACGAGGCAACGGGGUUUCUGCCUAUACUUGAAAUGAUUCGAUCUCCUCCCGUUUACUCCUGAGGCGAUUCACCGAAUAACGUUAUAGACGUUAUAGACGUUUAGCAUAGAGCAAGAUGGUACAAUGGGACUGUAAUGUUAAUUAAUUUCUGUUUUUUUUUCCGCGUCACGUUGAACGUGCUACGCUAUGACACGUGUCAUUACAUAUACGUAAUUGUAUAAUACACACGUACGUCUACACGCAAUUACACGCACACGACACAAGCGACGUGAGUGUAUGGUUGUUCUGUGUAUGCAUGUACGCGAUAAGUAAGUAUCUCUAUAUGUGAUGGGCGUUCGCCACGUUCAUGUCAAUAAAAUUUCACAUUGUAACAAGCCAUUAGAAUUGCCGCCACGACUAACAGAACGAAUACGAACGUGCGAUGUAAAAGUAUAACGGAAGUCCGGGGACUCGCCGUGAGUGGUCACCGUAUAUGGCAAAACGCGCGAAAUCGAUUAUUCGUUUAUGAAAAUCUAUAAACCUUUUCGUAGAUUACGGAUUUCACUGAACCUCAUAAAACAUUGGCGAAUGCAAACUACUACUGAUUACGGGUUAGAUUCCAUCAAAGUACGUAAUUCCGCGGACAUUACAAAUAAAUUAUUUUUCAUUUUGAAUCCUUUCUAAGGAUUUAUUUUGAAUCCUUUCUAAGGAUUCAAGAUUGUUUAAUUUUGCAAAAAAGUUCUUUACUAAUCGAUAUUAUUUAAUAUUGUUUAACUAUUUAUCUUUAUAUUAAUAUUUAUUCAUACAGGAUGUCCUAAAAUUGCAGUAUGAUAUUUUGGAUGCUUUGCGAUGAAUUUAAAUCUCAAUUUUAGUAAUUUGUUGGUCAAAGAAAAAUUUUUUAUAGAAAAAAUAAAUAUUAAUGUGGAAGUAAAUGUAAAUAUCUGACAUUAAAUAUUUUUGUUAUUAUAUACAA